AUGACGACUCUUCCUCCUCCAGCAGCUGCUCCAGCGCCGGCUAGAGCGGCGAUGCGACCGCCGCAGUAUCAGGUGCUCAAGAAGGACCGGCACACCACCAAAGUCACCAUUGACAGAUGGAGCAUCACGGCGGUGAAGCGACCAAUUCUCAACAUCAAAGAGGUAGAAACCUUACGAUCUGAUAGAGCCGAGAAAUCUCUAGGCCUUCCUCUGCCAGAAAUGACAUUCGGCAACAACUCGCUCAUCCUCUCCUAUUCUGGCUCGGCUGGCUCCUCGUCGACUUCUCCAUCAGCAGGAAGCGCUGCAUCGUCUUCGGCAUCCACGUCGGGCGAAGAAGUGCAGAUAUCGUUCAAUGCGCUUGAUGCGUUGGAAGCGGUCGCUGUUGGAGAAGGGUGGGAAGAACGGGUCGGCGGAGGGGUGCAGGUCGCGAUGGCUGAUCAGUGGGGGAAGAACCGGUACGCCUUCCUAGUCGCUGAUACAUCUAGGUCAAAUCCUUCCGCGCUCCUCACGGACGUCCCACUCCCUACCACCCCAGUCAAGCCACACGACUGGACCUACUCCGGUACGCACGCCGGCUCUGUCGCUGGACCUAGUCGUUUCGGGCCAUCUUCGACGCAUCAAAUACCGAUGACCCUCCUCGCUCGACAAGAUCCCAUCCUGGAUCAGAUCCUCUUCUAUGAGGACGUCCCGCUCUUUGAGGACGAGCUGCACGAUAACGGCGAGUCGAUCCUGAAUGCUAGAAUACGAGUCAUGCCGCAUUCGCUCUUCGUCCUCGCCAGAUUGUUCCUCCGGGUCGAUAAUGUCCUGUUCAGGAUGUUUGACGUGCGGAUGUAUCAUGCGUUCGGGAGCGGGGAGGUGAUAAGAGAAGUGAGCGGAAUGGAGGCGGAGUAUGACGAUGUUCGGGCGAUGCUGGAGAAGCCAUCCGACCUCUCUCCACUGACGGAUGCCAACUUUGUACAUCGAGCCAUGACACAUCUGGCAAGCCGACCAAAAGAGGAGCGGACGUCGUCGAGGACAGGCAAGCCAUGGCCUGGACUAGGAAAGCGAGUGGAGGUGCUCAGAUUGCCGACGGAGGCGUCGGCGCUGGAUCAGGCGGCAGAAGGGGUCCGUCAGUUGGGCAUAUCAUAG
Molecule: messenger RNA, 1128 nt
Organism: Dioszegia hungarica
Lineage: Eukaryota; Fungi; Basidiomycota; Tremellomycetes; Tremellales; Bulleribasidiaceae
Product: signal transduction-related protein
Exons: 6
Coding region: 1-1128 (375 amino acids)
Biological process (GO): TOR signaling
Cellular component (GO): cytosol
Source: RefSeq, a predicted model, not a curated record